GUACGUUUGUAUUGGAUACUUGAACAGCAAAUUUAAUAAGUUUCAGCACUAAAAAUUCUUUUAGCCUCAGAGUAUGGCUUUAAACUAUACAUCACACACGAAACACACCUCUACUUCUGUUUCGCAAAAGACAAACGUUAACCAUUUGAGUUGAAAUCCACAAGAAGAAAAAGAGAAACUUGAGAUUCAGAUUUCCCCCCUCAAAAGCAGAAAAAAAAAACUAAAACUUUCAAUGUGAGUAAUGUGAAGACACAAACAAGAGUGGAGCAUGAAAGGAUAUUCGAAUUGGAUUUGUUCUUUUUUAUUUGGAGAAAAUUUAUAUUACUAACGCAGCAGCAGCGCCCGCAUAUCAUUCUCAAUCAACCUCUACACUGCCAUUUGGAUUUAUUUCACAGCACAUCAGUCAAAACUGUUAACACAUUCGUAUACUCGCACAGUCAUAUUGAUGAACAAAUCCAUCAUAAGAAACAUAGAAACAGCACUCAGGACAUUGGACAUCCUAGGCAGCUCACAUCGUCGUAGAUAGAAAACCGAUUCUACUAUUAAGUAGCAUUAGAGUUUUUUUUUCGUUUUAUAUUAAUAAUAAGGACAUUUAAGGAUAUUUAAUAUUAAAGCCAAACAAAAUGAAAAACGAUGUAGUACGGUGGACAACUUCGUCCUUAACAUCACCACACAACUCAGCUAACAUGACUGUGAUCGAAACAGCAUCAGCGAGAACAAAAGUAUCAAAUUCUAGCAGCUCAAUAGUUAAGCAUCACAAAAGUCCUCGCCGCCGAAAUUUAUCAUUAUCAACAUUAUCAUCAGUGACGUCCUAUAAUUCUACCACCCCUUUAACAACAACUAUUAUGACUAGCACCUCCACCACCACCAAUAAAAUAAAUAGAAAAAUCUUAAACAAUUAUUGUGAUAAUAGUACGCAGCUUGGUGUAUCCAAAUCAACUACAAAUAAUAAUAAUAAUGAAACAUCAAGUAAAAAUGUGUGGCGGCAAUCGACAGGACGACACACAUUAGACUUAGAGAGGAUGAGGUCGAGGUCAUCGACGAUAUUUAUGAGACCUCGAGCAUUUUUCGUAGAUAAACGGACUGAUUUCACAAAAUUCUUAGUUUUAUGUCUGCAAAUAAGUGUUGUGUUGUGUUUGUGUAGCUCGAAUGUUGGCGUUGUUGCUGACGAUAGUGAAUUAGAGGCAAAUCCAUCGACGCCCGGUGGGCAUUUUACACAUACGUGGGCUGUUCAUGUGCCGAAUGGUGAAGAAGAAGGAUUAGCUGAUCGGGUGGCCAGCGAUCAUGGUUUCAUCAAUUUAGGAAAGAUCUUCGGAGAUCAUUAUCAUUUCGAACAUAGUAGAUUAACAAAGCGUUCUGUGUUGCCAUCGGAUCAUCAUCAAAAACGUCUCGACGAUGAUGAUCGUGUGCAUUGGGCGAAACAACAAAUUGCCAAGCGACGACAAAAGCGAGAUUUCAUUCGAAUGCGGCCUUCAAGAACGUCCUCCAGAUCGUUAUCGUUAGUGGAUAGUAUGCAAUUUAGUGAUCCAAAAUGGCCUCAAAUGUGGUAUUUGAAUCGUGGAGGUGGUCUCGAUAUGAAUGUGAUACCAGCAUGGAAAGAAGGUAUCACGGGGAAAGGUGUGGUUGUGACAAUUCUCGAUGAUGGUUUGGAGUCUGAUCAUCCGGACAUUGAUGCUAAUUUCGAUCCUCAAGCAUCAUACGAUGUCAAUGGACAUGAUCCAGAUCCAAUGCCACAUUACGACAUGACAGAUUCCAAUCGACAUGGAACACGUUGUGCCGGUGAAGUUGCUGCCACUGCCAAUAAUUCUAUUUGUGCCGUUGGGAUAGCCUAUGGCGCUAGUGUCGGUGGAGUGCGAAUGUUGGAUGGUGAUGUCACAGAUGCCGUCGAAGCUCGUUCAUUAAGUUUGAAUCCGCAACACAUUGACAUCUAUAGUGCGUCCUGGGGUCCCGAUGACGAUGGCAAGACUGUAGAUGGUCCUGGCGAACUUGCGUCAAGAGCCUUUAUAGAAGGUGUGACGAAAGGUCGCAAUGGCAAGGGGAGUAUUUUCAUUUGGGCAUCGGGUAAUGGAGGUCGUGAACUAGACAAUUGUAAUUGUGAUGGUUACACCAACUCCAUUUGGACACUAUCAAUAUCAAGUGCCACGGAGGAAGGACAUGUUCCAUGGUAUUCGGAAAAAUGUAGUUCAACUCUAGCGACCACAUAUAGUAGCGGUGGACAGAGUGAAAAACAGGUUGUGACAACAGACUUACAUCAUUCCUGCACGGUUUCGCACACAGGAACAUCAGCUUCGGCGCCCUUGGCAGCUGGUAUUGCUGCCUUAGUUUUAGAGUCGAAUUCAAAUCUCACGUGGAGAGAUCUCCAGCAUAUAGUUGUUCGAACAGCUAAGCCGGCGAAUCUGAAGGAUUCAACAUGGUCGAAAAAUGGUGUGGGUCGCCGCAUAAGCCAUUCAUUCGGUUAUGGACUUAUGGAUGCAGCUGCAAUGGUUCAACUUGCACGUAAUUGGAAGACUGUGCCAGAGCAGCAGAGGUGUGAAAUCAAUGCGCCACAUGUAGACAAGAUCAUUCCAGCCAAGGGUUAUAUUACUUUGCAGCUAACAGUAAAGCAUUGCUUAUCUGUGAAUUAUUUAGAGCAUGUACAAGCAAAAAUUACUCUGACAUCCCACCGUCGAGGAGACAUACAACUUUAUUUGAAAUCACCAGCUGGCACCAAAGUGACACUUUUGACAUCGAGAGUCCAUGAUGUUUCUCGAUCCGGCUUCAGUCAGUGGCCAUUUAUGUCCGUUCACACAUGGGGUGAAUCCCCACACGGUAACUGGCAGCUAGAGAUUCACAAUGAAGGACGUUAUAUGGUAUCACAUGCCUUAUUGCGAGAAUGGUCGCUUAUAUUUUAUGGAACAACACUUCCAAUCGAUCCCAACGAUCCGGUAUCGAUGCGCACAAAUCCGUCCGAAGACACAACAACAUCAUCGUCGUCAUCAUCAUCAUCUCAAUCAUCGUCGCAAUCAUCUUCAACAUCGACCAAUCUCCAUCAAAUCUACUCGCCCCAAUAUCCUCGGAUGCCAGCAACCAAUUUCAAUUCAUUUGCCACACAAAGUAAACUUAAUGCGAAGGUCAGCUCAAUGAAGGCAGCCAAUGGUACAACAGUGCUUUUAGGUGGUCCUGGCAACAACAAAAAACAACAACAACAACAACAAUAUCAUCAAGUUUCGGCAACGUAUGGUGUUAUCCUUGGCUCUGCCAAAAAUAAAUCCAAAAACGGAAAGAAUGGCAAUUCAGGGGGGAAUGGAGGUAAUGGUGGUGGCAAAAAUAAAGGUUCUAAGUCAUCAAAUCGUCCUGGUAAUACUCAACAACAACAACAACAAUCAUCAGCAUCAUCAUCAAUAUCGAAAAAUAAUUUCUUUCGCAUUCCGGCUUCGAAUGGCAAAUCGAGCUCAUCAAAACAAACGUCUGGUUCGACGCAGCGUCCGAAAAUGUCCCAACAAGCGAAUUACAAUUCAAAUGGUGCUGUUGUCAUUCCCAAUAGCAAAUCCGUCGCAUCGGAUAAGUCCAUUCAGAGUGUUGGACAAACGAUGACAGCUGCUAAACUACCAAUCAAGGCCCCAAAACAAGUGAAAGAUAAUAACGCCUACAAUGGCAAUAGUGGCAUCAGCGGCGUCGGUGGUGGAAUUGGUGGCAGUUCCAUAGCAACGACGUCAUCAAAAUCUGCCGCAGUAUCGUCAUCUGGUGGUACACUAUCCUCAUCAUCAUCAUCAACAUCAUUGUUGUCGAUGCCACAGAAGACAAAUCACCGGAUACCAAAACUUUUCGAACAUUAUGAAAAAAUUCAGCAAAUUUUUCCAGAAUUCCAUCCGUACAUGGGCACUGCUGCUGCUGCUGCUGCUGCUGGAUUGGUAUCAGGACAAAAAGAUGCAACAUCAUCAUUGCCGUCAUUAUCUUCUUCAUUAUCGUUGUCGCCAUCAUCAUCGUUGGCAUCAGGAGCAUCCACGUCGACAUUAUCAUUGUCAUCUUCCAUCACCAGACAGGGAUCCAAUAGAAAGCAAUUUCAAUUCUAUGAUCCGUCAGUCGGUGUUGGUCUUAGUGGAAGCUCCUCUUCUGGUCCAUUGUUGUCAUCGUCGUCGUCUGGUGUGGGCAAUGGCAGAGGAAGCGUUGCCAUUGCAAAUCCAAAGCCAUCCCGGGAGAAUUCGAAAAAGUCCUCUCCGUCGACGAAUGCAGGAUAUCAACUACAGCAAGAGUAUCAACUAACUCCGAAGCAACUGUCAUCGUCGCACCAGCAACAACAACAGCAAGCAAGACCGCCACCACCAGCACGUACUGCCACACAACGACCUGGUGAAAAGAUUUAUUUACCGAAUCGGAAAAGCACUAACGCUCAAAUCACACAAUGGGACUUAAUUUUCUAUGGAACAGAAUCACCCGCUCAGCCAGAUGAUCCAGUUCAAAUUAGCCCUGGACAAUUUGGGUCGUCCUUUGGUGGUGAUAUGGAACACAAUCUUCUUGAAUAUGACCCGGAUACGGCUAGCGGUCAAUGGAGAAAUGUGCAGCAGGUUGGCGAAUCACUAGCUGAUAUUCAGCAUGAAAACGAUCAAACCAGCAGCGCAUGCAUGCGUAUUACACUAGACCAAAGAUGCAUAGAGUGCAAGGAUCCAACUUAUCUUUUCAAUGGAAAAUGCUAUACCAAAUGUCCUGAGCAAACAUUUGCUAUUAGUGAAGUUCUUCCUACCGAACAUGAUGCCUUAUUCAAUGAUCUCGAUGAAAUUCAAAAACAUAUGAAAACACGUUCAACACUCGAUGAGGCUUUAUUGGACGAUGGCAGCUUAAAAAAUAUGUGUGCUAUUUGUGAUAAGAGUUGCCUUCAUUGCAGCGGUCCUAGUCCUGCACAAUGUACGGCUUGUUUCCCCGAAAGUCGACUUAAGACAGUCAAUAACCUAGAAGGAUUCUGUUUUGUUUUUGCCGAAAGGAGUUCAGGUGAUGAUAAAACAGAAUCUAAGUCGAAUUGGAAAUAUGUUCCUGCAGUAUUUCUAUUGUUUUUCAUACCACCGAUGGUUAUUGUUGUUAUUGUAGCUGUAUCAAUGAUCGUUCGCAAAAGAUUUACAUCUAAAAAAGAUUAUAUGUAUAAUAGAGUAGCAUUUAAUAUAGCAAAUGAAGAAACUCGAGCUUUGACAGCCGAGGAAGAAGAAGAAGCAAACGCAGAUCAAAGUAAUUCUGAUAAAUUUAAAAGUGAGGAUCUAAUUAUACCUAAUAGAGAACAAUCAAUACCUAGAUAUAAAUUGGUUGUUGAUAGUGAGUCUUCGGAUUCAGAAGAGGAUAUAUUAAAUUUAUCAAAAACAUAAUUCCAUAAAAAUGAAAAAUGAAAAGAAAAUUCCAUUAUAGUUAAAUUAAUUUCUUUUUUAUAUACGAAACGUUGAUAAUAAUAGUUUUUUGGUUGUAAUUUAUUGAAACGCUUGAUCUUGUUUAAUUUAUUGUUAUAAAGUGUCACAAAAAACUUAAAAUUAUUUUUACACUAAAAUUUAUAUUUUAUAAAAUAAGAAAACGAAACAACACAAAUUUUAAUGUU
Episyrphus balteatus (marmalade hoverfly) is the source of this 5554-nucleotide messenger RNA. RefSeq names its product furin-like protease 1 (gene Fur1). Gene Ontology annotation, biological process: peptide hormone processing. Bases 624 to 5330 code for a protein of 1568 amino acids. Lineage: Eukaryota; Metazoa; Arthropoda; Insecta; Diptera; Syrphidae. Gene Ontology annotation, molecular function: serine-type endopeptidase activity. The record is from RefSeq and is a predicted model, not a curated record. Gene Ontology annotation, cellular component: Golgi membrane; trans-Golgi network. The transcript has 13 exons.